AUGUCGUUGAUUUAUGAUCAGAAACAGGGGUAUGUGUUGUUGCUAAUGAUGAUUUCAUCACCCAACUACAACGACUUGUGUGAUAGGACUAGGGUUAGGGUUCUUGAAGUUGUUAAAGGAGAUGAAAGGUGUCGUCAGAUCUUUGGGGAGGAAACGGGUGGGACGGGAAGAAACGUGUGGGACGGGUUCAGUGGGGAUCACGUUCCUCAUAAUGGUGAAAGUAUCUCUCUUCUUCCUUCCGACACAAACGCACCACCACCUGAAAGCCCUCUUGUCUCCAACACCAUCUCCAAUUUACACUGGAAACGAUGUACAUCUCUUCCAGUUAAACAAGCAUCAUCAAACCCUUCCCCUUCAGCCACCACUCCCAUUGGGGAGAUUCAAGCUUCGGUUUCAAGGUCGCUUUCUGUACCUGGGCGAAACAUUGUUAUCGUAAGAUCAAUUUCUUUUGCAGCACGUAAGGAUAAUGAUCAAGUCGAGAGUGCUACUGGUUCUAUUGAAGCGGAGAACGAUGAAGAGAUUGAUGAGGAAGAAGCGAUUUGCAAAAUCUGCUUUGAUUCAUGCGAUGAAGGUUCAAUUUCUGAAUUGGCGUUUGGCAAAAAUCGCAACAUUCUAGGAGAUAACAGUGAGACCAUAUUAGAGGGUAGAUUAGACUUUAGAGCUUUGAUAUUAUAA
Messenger RNA from Lactuca virosa, 675 nucleotides. Lineage: Eukaryota; Viridiplantae; Streptophyta; Magnoliopsida; Asterales; Asteraceae. The record is from the annotation of a GenBank genome assembly.